GUAAGUUAGGUCACUCCCAGACAGGAGGCCCGUUUGCACGGCGAUGCUGGUUUCGUCGCUUUGUAAGCCGCAAGUCGCGCUCCAUUCCAGCCUAGCGAAACGAAACCGAGACCCACACCACUGCACAAGCCUCUUCUCGAACUACCGCGCACAGUGAGCUCCAGGCAAGAACAUAAGUCAUGAAGAGCCCUAGCAUUUCCGCCAAGAAGCGUCACGGCGGCGCGGCGUUCGCGCUCAGGUGCGGCUGCAAGGACGCGAAGAGCGUGUCGGUGUCCGCGUCCGCUUCGCCGACCGCCACAGGGACGACGUCGACGACGGCGACGCGUCGCAGGGGCGCUGGGUUGAAUCCGUGGGCAUCCACGACGACGGGCACCCUGACCCUGACGUCUGCCUCGUCGUCCACCCUUUGGGAGGAUGCCGUGGCGGAGCUAGGCUACAAGGGCGGUGACUGCCGGCUGCAGGAGAGCUCCGUCGCCACGCCGAGCUUCUCCGGCCUGCUGCGCGAGCUCAGCGAGCUGGAGCAGAGCGUCGCGUCGUGGGGAAAGCGGAAGCGCCACAACGAGGAGAAGCUCUCGCCGUCUCCGCCGCUGGAGCACAGGAAAGCGAAGGGCGACUUCAGGGCCGCCAAAGAAGACCGCUUCGGCGACGGCGGCGUGGGGCUCGAAGGGAGCGUGGCGGUGGUCAAGCAGUCGGACGACCCGCUCGGCGACUUCCGGCGGUCGAUGCUGCAGAUGAUCGUGGAGAACGGGAUCGUCUCCGGUGAGGACCUGCGCGAGAUGCUCCGCCGCUUCCUCACCCUCAACGCGCCGCACCACCACGACGUCAUCCUCCGGGCCUUCGCCGAGAUCUGGGGCGACGUCUUCAUUGCCGCCUCGCUCGACGCCAAUCCCGGUCGGGCCCCCGUUUCCCGCCGCGAACCGGGCAGGUCGCCCGUGCCGAGGACACCGCCACGCCACCGCCGCUCGCCACCGGCAUGGCGCGCGUAAGCCAGAAAGGACGUGAAAGGCGCUACUUUUUUUAGUUUUGGAAUUCGGAUCGACGGGGACGGACGCCAUGGACGGGAACGAGGCGGGUCCAUCCUGCACGCGCGCGUGGGGGUGAGAAGGGUGGUUGGCGCGCGCGGGUGGCAACUGGCAACAGAACGAGGAGAGCAUGCGGUGUCAAGCCGCCGAUGCGUCCGGGCUGCCGUGGGCCGUGGCAACCAACACACACCAUGAUCAACACGGCACCUUUGAAGGUGUCCCUUUCUGCCACCACAGGAUGAUUUCCCAAUUGCCCGUCCCCCCCGGGCCCUAGCUCCUGUCAGUUCCAAAACUACAACUGUGCCCAACACCGGUCUAGCUCGUGCAUACUCACACGGUCACUCACCAAGUAGCACUAAACUUCAAAGUACGUUGCUGCCAAGCACUCCAACUUGUGUUGAAUGUACUUAAUCAGCAUACUUAUCUGCUGUAGCAAAGCAAUCAUCCGGCC
Messenger RNA from Phragmites australis (common reed), 1473 nucleotides. Its product is annotated as transcription repressor OFP8-like. Bases 180 to 986 code for a protein of 268 amino acids. The transcript has 2 exons. NCBI's taxonomy places the organism in Eukaryota, Viridiplantae, Streptophyta, Magnoliopsida, Poales, Poaceae. The record is from RefSeq and is a predicted model, not a curated record. Gene Ontology annotation, biological process: negative regulation of DNA-templated transcription.